Molecule: messenger RNA, 3395 nt
Organism: Athene cunicularia (burrowing owl)
Lineage: Eukaryota; Metazoa; Chordata; Aves; Strigiformes; Strigidae
Gene: SAR1B
Product: secretion associated Ras related GTPase 1B
Exons: 7
Coding region: 42-638 (198 amino acids)
Biological process (GO): intracellular protein transport; vesicle organization; membrane organization
Cellular component (GO): COPII vesicle coat; endoplasmic reticulum exit site
Molecular function (GO): GTP binding; GTPase activity
Source: RefSeq, a predicted model, not a curated record
ACAGAUAAGCUGUUUGCUGUUUCAGACUAUAAGAUUCAGAUAUGUCCUUCAUAUUUGAUUGGAUUUACAGUGGUUUCAGUAGCGUAUUACAGUUUUUAGGACUGUAUAAGAAAUCGGGCAAACUAGUGUUCCUUGGACUGGACAAUGCUGGCAAAACUACACUGCUACACAUGCUCAAAGAUGACAGACUGGGACAACACGUCCCCACGUUACACCCCACUUCAGAAGAGCUGACGAUUGCUGGCAUGACUUUCACUACCUUCGAUCUGGGUGGACAUGCUCAAGCACGCAGAGUGUGGAAAAACUAUCUGCCUGCAAUCAAUGGCAUUGUGUUCUUGGUGGACUGUGCAGACCAAGAAAGAUUGCUUGAAUCAAAAGAAGAACUUGAUUCACUAAUGACAGAUGAAACUAUUGCUAAUGUGCCUAUCCUAAUUCUUGGUAACAAGAUUGACAGACCUGAAGCCAUUAGUGAAGAGCGGUUACGAGAGAUGUUUGGUCUAUACGGCCAGACAACAGGAAAGGGCAGUAUACCUUUGAAAGAGUUGAACGCCAGGCCGCUGGAAGUGUUUAUGUGCAGCGUGCUGAAGAGACAAGGCUACGGAGAAGGCUUCCGCUGGAUGGCACAGUACAUUGAUUAAUGCCAAAAUCACAUCAGUACGUUCUGUCCCAUGUCAAAUACUAAGUCUGCUCCUUAUUUGAUCACUCAGUGUAUGUAACUUGAAUUCAUUUGACUGUUUAGUUCUAAAAAUACACAUUUUUAGCUAAUUAUAUCAUGUACGCUAAACUGUAAGUGUGAGGAUUGAAAAAUUAUUUCAAGCAAGUUCAUAAGUUUACCACAACCUGUGAGCUUUCUAAUACCAUGCAACAUUCUCUUGCAGCUUUUAAUUUAAUGAGUCUCCGGCACCGUUUUUGGUCUGAGCAACUUUCCAGUACAGUAUGUUUGAAUGCACUUUUUAACAGCUAAAAACUAUGAACAUGUGAAAAAAAAAAAAAAAAAAUAUUUAAUGCUUAUGUUAAAUUUUUUUAUGUACUUUUUUGAAACUGGUUUUAUAACUUGAAGAGUAUAUAACCAUCUUUCAAGGAAUAAUAAAUAAUUAGCUGAUGGAUAAUUGCAUGAUGCCUUACGGUUUUCAAUAAUAUACUUUCUUAUGCAACGUCAUGCAAUAAAUUUAAAUCCAGUUUUCGGCAACUUUAAUGGAAAAUGUUUCAUUUUAACGUGUCUUAUCUAGCGAGGCUGCCUGAUGAUCUGAAUAUGUGGGAUAUAUUCCUGAAACACAGAAGGCCACAAAGUAGUUUCAUUGUAUGUUAGAGUAAGGUGGUUUUUUUCAGACUACCAAAUUGCAUUUAUUUUAGGAUUUUGCUUUAGUAAAAGAAAAAUCUAAUCCAAUGCCCUUAUAACCACCACCUUUAAAAAGUACGAACAAUGUGAAUCAGCUGUGCCAAUGUAAACCUUGAACUAAUGUCAAAAGUGGUCUUAUUCUACUGGUCUCUUGGAUUAAACCCCUGAGGUGACACAAGAAAUACAGGAAAUAGAGAAUACCAUUGAACUAAAGGUUUUAUUUCUAAUUUAAUUAGAUUUGGGGUCUACCAGAAGAUAUGCCUGUGAAAUUGUUGAGGGGGGGUGGGGGGAGAAAAAAAAUGUUGCUGCUGCUGCUUGUGAAAAUUUAUAAUCCCACACCCAUUUGACCAGUCUUAUUUUUGGUGUUUUGAACUGGGACAGGAUGGAUUGUUCUGUGGUUUUGCCCUGAAACCUAGCUAGUGUGGCAGCUGCUGGCUGCACAGGUGGCUUAUUUCUGGGUAAAAUUUGGUUACGUGCAGUCCUUGUUUCCAGACUUCUGACUGGUUUUCCCCCCUCUUUGAGUGCAUGAGUUCCCCGAAGGGGAUGGGAGGUUAUUUUCGAAGAAAGGACACUGAAGCACUUCUAUGUCUGUCAACAUCUUGUUGAUGCUGGCUGAGCUGUGGUUGGUGCUUCCAUGUGCUGGGGAUGUUUUACUGUCGAAUGAGGGUAGGGUUUCAGCCCUGGAGUCAUUAUUUCACCGUGAUGGGUUUAAGUUUCGCUGUGUAGUUUGUUUUCCCCUUGUGCAAGUACAAACUGCUAUAAGUGUUUUUACUGUAAUCCCUUUUACUCACUGUUGUAGGUCUCUUCCAAAAUAAUUUAGGGCUUGUGUUUCCAAUAUCGGUGGCAGCAAAUAUAUUUCUGACCAGUCUGAUUUACUAAAUAACUUUUCUCUCUUGACCUACUGGGCUUGAAUCUCAGAUUUAAAGCAUAUAGAAUCAGCAAAUAAAUGAGACUUAUUCCUUGCCUGGAUCUGAACUUGUAUUGGUGAUCAGUUCCCCACAGUCCUAGUUUGUGCAUCUGAAUAAGAUGAGUAAUUUGGAACCGAACUAAUUGUAACUCCACGUUUAUUACUGCACAAUCCAUAUGCAAAGUGCUAAGCCUAGUUUGUGAACGGUGAAGUUCAGAGGGAUGAUACCAGAUAGCUUUUCUAAAUGACCAACAUAAGAGAAUUCUGCAUUUAAACUAGUUCUCGGCUGCAGAGUGGCGUCUCUGUUGCACAAAUCAAAACCUGGAGGUAAGAAAUGGCCUCUCGCCAGCGUGUGGACAAUGUGGGAGUCUUUACCUACAGCUGUUACAUAGGGGACAUGCCUCUCUUCCUCUCUGUUUUUUCUGAUGAUGGUUCUAAUGCAGAGAACAACAGUUAAAUCAGUAGAUGAUGUAAAUAUUAAAAAUACUACUUGCAGAGCCACACUGUGGUGUUGCUGGUGGAGACUGGGGACUGUGUUGCCUGCGCUCAUGGAAAUGAAGCUGGAGGUGGAGAUGUUCUGCUGCAGACCACUUCCACAGGCUGAGCCAUCGCGUGGGCACGGAGAGCUCCUCUUCACCUGCUCUUCCAACCAACUGUGAAUAACAUUAGCACUAAGGAAAGGGAUGAUAGUAUUAAGGAUUUAAAAAAGAAGGGAGGUGAUACUGCUUUAAAAGUGUGUGUUAAGAGCAAUUCUUAGUUUUACAGAAAUACUCAGAUUUCGUGUUUCCUACCAUAGGAUGCUAGUUUAAAUGUGGUUGUAAUAAGGGCAUGAAGAAAUCUGGAUCUUGUUAUCUACCUGGGUAUUGUAAUGGUUCCCGUUGUGGGAAUAGCUGAUCAACACUCGGUUAAAUACACAAACAAUCUUGCUCUGUUUCAUUUCAUUCAGUAGAGGAAGUAUCUUCUGUAGUUUACGUUCUGUUUGUGCACAUGAAUGUGAAUGGGUGUUGUGUGUCUUUGUGUGAAGACUUCAUUAAUAGACUGAUGGGAGGGUGGUUUUUUUUCUAGUGGUUUCCAUCCCCGCCCCCUCCACGUCUCCCUGGUCAUUUAUUUCUGGAGGUUGCUUGUUCCCACGAUUGUGACCAGCUUACU